CGGAUAGCUAUUUCGUGUGCGCCACCGCAAUUGGCACUCGGACGAUGUCUGCCCGCGCGCGCCAUGCGCUACGAUCGAAGCGAGAAUCAUCGCUAAUGAUCGGCGGUCUUGUCCUCUUGGCAGGACUUGGAAUGUACUCGCUGCCGUACGUGAUUGUCAAGGGAAAGCAAGGCCAGAACACAUUGUCCAAGGAAGGACCGUUGUCCGUGACUGAAGUGCGACGAGGAGCGUUUCUGAACUCGGGCUCGAAGGAUAUCGGCCCCGAUCCCGACUGGAACUUUGAAACAAACUCGUACCAAGGACGCCGCACAGCCUACCCGCAGCGACCACAACCUCCUCAGGAAACUUCAUAGCUCACUUGAGACUCCACGUCACCGUCCCGCAUUCUAAACAUUCCAAUUUGAGUCAGAAUUCUCGCU
Aphanomyces invadans is the source of this 419-nucleotide messenger RNA. RefSeq lists its product as hypothetical. Bases 45 to 353 code for a protein of 102 amino acids. The record is from RefSeq and is a predicted model, not a curated record. The transcript is spliced from 2 exons. NCBI's taxonomy places the organism in Eukaryota, Oomycota, Saprolegniomycetes, Saprolegniales, Verrucalvaceae.